UUUCCAUGACAACGCAAUCAGAAGUUACAAACAGUCAGAGCUCCGUCCCCAGUUUCUUCCUCUGCUUCUAAGAUGUCUUCAGAAAAUGUCUCAGUUCUCAUGAGUAACGAUCUUCAGUCGACAGAACCUGAGUGCAAAGGAAUAAAUGGCCAGAUCUCCCAGAUCCCAGGACUGUCCCCAAGCAUCACCUCUCUUCCUGAGGAGAGGGCCCGAGGGCGAAGGGCUGGGGUCCGAGAGAGUGAUUCUGACUAUGUCAAGCUUGCGAAACAAGGAGGGCAUAAGGGACUUUUGUGGCAUGAGAAUACAACUACUUCUCAACCUGAUGCAUACAAACCUCCAGGCUGGUUCUGCACUGCAUCAGGAGAUGAUAGACAACCAAAUCUAAUUAACAGUGAAGAGAAGAAAAACCCUGGAGCUUUUCAACCGCGAGAACCCCCCUUUGGGACUGACAAUAUGUCAGCCUGGGAGAGGGAUGAUAGCAGCAGCAGCAGCAACGGCAAAGAGAAGAACAACAAUGUUCCUGACAGCCAGAUGGUGAAACUGGAGUCAUCCAACCAGUAUCAUGAGACCAGCAAAUUCAAGAGGAUAGUGUUUGACAAGAAUCCAGCUCCUGUCAACAUGUCUAAGCUGCUGAGCUUUGGAUAUGCAGAAGACAACAAACCAACAGCUAACACUGAUUUGUCUAAUUAGAAGACUGCCAGUGCCGUAGGAAAAGGAUGUACAAACUCAAAUGCUUCCAGGAAGAACAGUGGCCAUCCUCUCCUUGCCUUAUUGAUUGCUUUACUCCUUCAUACUGAGCCACAUUGAAUGUUUUACUUAGUUUCAAAUGUUCUGCCAUGUCAGAUGUUGUACUCAAGUGUGAAAGUGCUUCAGUGGUUUAAAUCUAGGACCUUUUGUUUACUGUGCCUCAUUUACUUAAUUUCUUAAAGCUACAGUUUGUAACUUUUGUCAAAAUACCUUUGCAUCAUAUUUGCUGAAACUGUCACGAGACAGACAAUCUGUAAAAAAGCAUGUCCCUCAACGACAAUAACCAGUCAGAGUUGAGGAGUAUCCAACGCAGCGGUCAAACACUGCUUGUUAACUGUGGACAAACUGCCAAACUAGGUAGCGCUGAUCAAAUAUGACACAUAUAAGAAUCAAGACUCUGUUACUGCAUUGCCUAGUUCUCACCUCAGAUGUUUUCAGAAACAUAUUUUAGUGUACUGUUUAGCUGUAAGACAAAAAAAAAAAAAAGUUGGUCAGACAGCCAUGUUGGAUACAGUCAAGCUAAGCACUCAGCACCACCUGCCAGCUAGACUUAACAAUCUCAUUUUACAGCUAAACAGUACACUAAAAAAUGUUAAUGAAAUCAUUUGAGGUAAGAAAUAGGUAAUGCGGUAACAGAAUUUUGAUUCAUAUUUAAACACCCUAGUUUGACAGUGGACUGACAUGAAAUUGGUUUUCGUUCACAGGCGGUAAGGCCAUUAGAAAUCCUACAAAACAACAGAGUUUGCAUAGAAAUAAGAUUUUUUUUUCACAGAUUAUCUGUCUCGUGGUGAUGUGUAAAUAUAGUGACAGUUUCAGCAUAUGUAAAAAGUUAUCUUUUUAUUUUGCUGUGUCUGUAACUGUAAAAGGCAGCUUUAAGGAAUAAAAGUUUGAUAAUUCAGAUACAAUCAAAUUGACUCAAAAUGUUUCACAAUCAUUCUUUGCUUUUGCCUUAUAUACUGAAAUGGUAUUUGUUCUCACAGGUUGAACUUUGAAUGUUAAUUACAUUACAGCCAUCUUAUAUAUGUUUUUCACUUUAAUAUUUUUGCUGUAUGUAAUUUCUUAUUGUGUCUUCAGUGCACCAAUGUCUUGUUGUCUGAGUUUUGUUUUAAGUUGCUUGUCGCUGUGUUAAACACUAUUGCCCAAUCAAAAUUUCUCCUCUGGCACAAUAAAGUAUAUCUUAUCUUAAACUAUGGCUCAUCUUCCGGGACACAUUGUUAUAUUGCUAAUAAAGCAAAGGGUACAAUGCA
Molecule: messenger RNA, 1994 nt
Organism: Epinephelus lanceolatus (giant grouper)
Lineage: Eukaryota; Metazoa; Chordata; Actinopteri; Perciformes; Serranidae
Source: RefSeq, a predicted model, not a curated record